Mangifera indica (mango) is the source of this 1049-nucleotide messenger RNA. RefSeq names its product membrane-anchored ubiquitin-fold protein 3-like. The record is from RefSeq and is a predicted model, not a curated record. The coding region runs from base 421 to 780 and encodes 119 amino acids. The transcript is spliced from 5 exons. NCBI's taxonomy places the organism in Eukaryota, Viridiplantae, Streptophyta, Magnoliopsida, Sapindales, Anacardiaceae. Gene Ontology annotation, molecular function: protein binding.
AAAUUUCACAUCUUAUCAGGCAGAUAAAUACCAGAUUUCCACGGAAAAAAUAGAAAAUAAAAAAGAAAGGAAAGAUUUUGAAAAAAAUAUUUUAAUUAGCAGAAGAACAAGUAACAGUGCACCGACACAGUAGCUCCAGACUGUGAACCCUAAUUCAAUUUAUGGCUUCUUGAUUAGGAAUUGAGUGAGCGGAGAGUGACUGGAUCAUAUGAAGUGCUUGUCGGAUUGGGUUGGCUAUGUACAUUUCUUGCAUGUUUUCGCUCCAAACAAACUUUUUAUCAAAUACACAGAGGUGAAUAGGGUGAGACUGAAUUCUGUGACUGGGACUGGGACUGGGACUGGGUCUGGGUCUGGGUUUGGAUCUGGAUCUGAGACUGAAUUUCAUUGGAUUUUGCAAGCUGGGAAAAGGAGAAAGGCACUAUGGCUGAAGGAGAACAACAAGUUGAGCUUAAAUUCCGCAUUUAUGAUGGAACAGAUAUUGGCCAUAAUACUUAUGCACUAUCUACCUCUGUUGCAACUCUCAAGCAAAGGCUAGUUUCUGAGUGGCCUCAAGAUAAAACAAUCACACCGAAGUCAGUAAAUGAUGUAAAACUUAUACAUGCUGGUAAAAUUUUGGAGAAUAACAAGACAUUGGCUGAUUCAAGAGUUACUGUGGGGCACCUUCCUACUGGUGUCAUUACCAUGCAUGUCAUCAUACAGCCUACUGCAGCUAAAAUGAAGACAGUUAAGAACCAAGAUGAGAUGCAGAAUCACAAUUCGUGCUUCUGUACUAUCCUUUGAGUUGGGAGAAUGCUUUGCGGCCUAUCAAGAUGGAAUGAGCAUUUAACAUUGUGUACUUCUAUAUGUUCGAAUUGCCAUAUACGUGUAUGCAAGCUUGAGUGAAUUGUUCUUAUUUUCCUCCAUGGUACUAAUCUAGUCUGUUCUACAUGUUAAUUGCCCAAACGUGGAUGUAGGCGGCCUCUGUUAGAGUGAUUGUUUUAAGUUUUGUUCAUGUAAUUGACAAUUCUGGAUAAACAAAAUUGGGAUGUGUUGAUAUGAUUUUUCAUUAC